Messenger RNA from Purpureocillium lilacinum, 4002 nucleotides. RefSeq names its product threalose-6-phosphate phosphatase. NCBI's taxonomy places the organism in Eukaryota, Fungi, Ascomycota, Sordariomycetes, Hypocreales, Ophiocordycipitaceae. Gene Ontology annotation, molecular function: trehalose-phosphatase activity. Gene Ontology annotation, cellular component: cytosol; alpha,alpha-trehalose-phosphate synthase complex (UDP-forming). The record is from RefSeq and is a predicted model, not a curated record. Gene Ontology annotation, biological process: fungal-type cell wall organization; cellular response to heat; trehalose biosynthetic process.
AUGGGAGCUACUGCAGGGGAAGCUACAGGCGGUGUCAGGGCCGCUGGCGAUGGCGGUCAGCGGAGGGAUCCGGCGGAGGCAGGCGGUGCGGGCCUCUACCACCAACAGCACCAUCAGGAGCAGCUUUGCCAGAGCCAGCGGCGCACCGCCGGGCCUGCACAGCACGACGACAGCGCCAGCGCAAUUGGAAGGCCCGGAGGCGACGCCGUCCAGCAAACAGCACAGCCUGUCGACGACAUCAACCCCGUCAUCCAUCGAGACAAGCAUCGCACGCAAAAUGACGGCGACGACAUCACCGCCGCCGCCAAGCUCGCGCCGGCCAAACUCAACGCCCCCUCGGCGGCCCCAUCGUCUUCGCGUGGCCACACCCGGCCAGACCAGCAGCAACAGCCGUUCCCGGUGGCCACCGCACCUGCGUCCACCGUCGGCACGCCACUGGCACCACCGCCGGCGCCGCCAGUAGCGGCAGCCCAAGGUUCCGUGACAGCACCCCGUCGAACAGGGCUGUUGGACUUGCGCCAGGGCCAGCUGCAGCAGGGCCGGGUGGACCAGGAGCACCACCCGGACGACGGACAGCAGCACGGCGGCGGCGGCAUGCACACGCGCAUGCAUCGUCAGAUGUUGCUGUUGGACGCCGUGACGCCGGGCAUCCAUCCGGCCACCUACGUCGACCCGUACGUUUCGCCCGCCGCAGCGACACCGCACGAGAGGAAUGCCUGCGACGAGGGCACCUGCUCGUGCUUCGGCUCGGCCGCUUCGACGCCCGUCGUGUCGCCGUUGGUCUCGCGGUCCUCUCGUCCCGUGGUCGUGGGCGGUGCGGAUGCUUCCAGUGCGAUUGCUGUCGGCGGGGCGAGCUGCGCGGGCUACUUUGACCUCCAGCGGGCGCCGCCCACUCGGGUGGGUCCCGGGAGCUUGAUGAGCGCCAGAAGCACCGGCAGCACCACUGGGAGCACAUGCAACGGCCCAGCAGCAUCAGGCGCCAGCAUUAUUGGUGGCAUCACUAGCCCGGCAGCUUCCCGGGUCGGGCUGCCAGCGAACGCCGGCGUUGGUGGCAGCAGCAGCAGCAGCAGCAGCAGCAUCAGCAGCAAUACCACCGCCGCCAACGGCACCAGCGUCAUACCCCUCACCCACCGCCACUACCACCAGCACAAUCGCAACAACCUGCCCCUCUCCCCCUCGGGCCCAGCUUCACCACCAGCUUCCGCCUCUGCCGCCGCUCAUCCUCCCGCUCCCGCUCCUCCUCCGCCAUCGCUCGCCGCCGCCGCUGUCCAGCAGCAACGACGCGCACCCAGCAGCAAGCAUCAUUAUCACCACCGCUCGAGCCACCGCCGCCACGACGACGACGCCCGGCCACGCGCCCGCAGAGCAAUGGCGCGCCGCCAGUCUCUGUCCGAGAUUCGCGCCGCCAACCCGGAACUUGCCCUCAGCGGAAACAUCAUCUCGGCCACCUUCAACAUCCCCCAUGCGCUGACGUACAAGAAGGACGGCGACUGGGACCUCAAGCCCCGCCGCGGCCAGUCGGCCCUCUUCGACUCCUUCGCCUACCUCUCGUCGGACGCGACGCCAUGGAACCACCACGUCGUCGCCUGGACCGGCGAGAUCGAAGACCCCUAUGAGCCCUCGCCGCCUCCGCCCGAGUCGCCCGCCGCACACACCACCGUCGGCGCCUCGUCCCUCAACGCCCUCUCUGCCCCCGUCCCCGUCGACGCCGGCACCCGCCUGCCCACCCCGCCAGCCGUCGAUGGCCUCUGGAUCCCCCGCGAGCACCAGCAGCGCCUCGACCACCUGCUCUCCCGCAGCAAGACGAUACGCACCUCGCCCGUCUGGCUCGCCGACGAGGCCGACUCGGCUGAUGGCGCCGGCAUCAUGUUGCGCGACCAGGCCCGCUGGCGGCGCUACGCACAGUACGACCUCUACACCCUCUUCCACUACAAGCAGCACGAGCCCACCGACGGUCGCAAGGAGCGCGUCCACUACGCCGACUACUUCCGCAUGAACCAAAAGUUCGCCGACAAGAUCAUCGAGGUCUACAAGCCCGGCGACAUCGUCAUCGUCCACGACUACUACCUGAUGCUGCUGCCCAGCAUGCUGCGCCAGCGCGUCCCCAACAUGUACAUCUCCUUCUUCCUGCACUCGCCCUUCCCCAGCAGCGAGUUCCUGCGCUGUCUGCCCCGCCGUAAGGAGGUGCUCGAGGGCGUCCUCGGCGCCAACCUCGUCGGCUUCCAGUCCUACAGCUACUCGCGCCACUUCCUGAGCUGCUGCACCCGCAUCCUCGGCUUCCCCUCGGACACGCUCGGCAUCGACGCCUACGGCAGCCGCGUCCAGGUCGGCGUCUUCCCCAUCGGCAUCGACGCCGCCCGCGUCGAGACGGCCGCCUGGGCCGACUCGGUCGAGGAAAAGUUCAAGGCCCUCAAGAAGAUGUACGCCGGCAAGAAGAUCAUUGUCGGCCGCGACCGCCUGGAUAGCGCCCGCGGCGUGGCCCAGAAGCUGCAGGCCUUUGAGCGCUUCCUCGACAUGUUCCCCGAGUGGCGCGAAAAGGUCGUGCUGAUCCAGGUCACGUCCCCCACGAGCGCCGACGCCGAGCCCGACGACACCGACGGCAAGCUCAGCAGCCGCGUCAACGAGCUCGUCAUGAAGAUCAACGGCGACUACGGCAGCCUGGGCUUCACCCCCGUCCACCACUACCCGCAGUACCUGCGCCAGGACGAGUACUUUGCCCUGCUGCGCGCCGCCGACAUUGGCCUCAUCACGUCGGUCCGAGACGGCAUGAACACGACGAGCCUCGAGUACGUCGUGUGCCAGAAGCAGGGCCACGGACCCCUCAUCCUCUCCGAGUUCAGCGGCACCGCCGGCAGCCUCGCCGACGCCAUCCACAUCAACCCCUGGGACCUCAGCGGCGUCGCCAGCGAGAUCAACACGGCGCUGACCAUGCCCGAGGACCAGCGGCGCGUCAUGCAGGAGCGCCUGUACCACCACGUCACGACGCACAACGUGCAGUCGUGGAUCGACAAGUUCAUCCGCCGCGUCUACACGGUCCUAGGCGAGGCAGGCUCCGCGCACGCCACCCCGCUGCUCGACCGCGCCCUGCUGCUCUCUCAGUACCGCUCCGCCGGCAAGCGCCUCUUCAUGUUCGACUACGAUGGCACCCUGACGCCCAUUGUGCGCGAGCCCAGCGCCGCCAUCCCCUCGGAGCGCAUCAUCGCCGCCCUCAAGCUGCUGGCCGCCGACGAGCGCAACGCCGUGUGGAUCAUCUCGGGCCGCGACCAGGAGUUUCUCGGCCACCACCUCGGUCACAUCUCGCGCCUGGGCUUCUCGGCCGAGCACGGCAGCUUCAUGCGCAACCCGGGCUCCCAGGAAUGGGUCAACUUGGCCGAAAAGUUUGACAUGGGAUGGCAGGCCGAGGUCAUGGAAGUGUUUCAAAAGUACACGGACAAGGUGCAGGGCUCAUUCAUUGAACGCAAACGCUGCGCCCUCACGUGGCACUACCGACAGGCCGACCCGGAGCUGGGCGCGCACAUGUCCCGCGCGUGCCACAAGGAGCUCGAGGCGGGCGUGGGCAGCAAGUGGGAGGUGGAGGUGAUGCCGGGCAAGGCCAACAUCGAGGUGCGGCCGACGUUUAUCAACAAGGGCGAGAUUGCGAAGCGGCUGAUCGCGACAUACCACAACCCGGAGGCGGAGCCCACGGCGGACGACCCCAACCCCGGGCGGGUCGAGUUCUCGCUGUGCAUGGGCGACGACUUUACCGACGAGGACAUGUUCCGCGCGCUCAACGGGGCGUCGGGACCGGUGCUCAAGGCGGACCACGUGUUCACGGUGACGGUCGGGGCGAGCACCAAGGUGACGCUGGCCAAGUGGCACCUGCUGGAGCCCGAGGACGUGAUCGACUGCGUGGCGCUGCUGGCGGGCGCCGAGGGCGGGCCGGCCGGCACGGAGCGGCUGGGCGAGGUAAACCUGGCGGCGCUGAGCAUGGUGGAGGGCAAGAUUCCGCCGGGCGAGGUGUGA